Messenger RNA from Carica papaya (papaya), 3466 nucleotides. NCBI's taxonomy places the organism in Eukaryota, Viridiplantae, Streptophyta, Magnoliopsida, Brassicales, Caricaceae. The record is from RefSeq and is a predicted model, not a curated record.
CUCCCUCUUCUAUAGAUAAACAUCUUUGACCAAUUGAGAUUAUAGAAUAUAAUUACUUCCAUUUAACUUGUGGUUGGUGAUCGGAAUUUUAGUGGCUUCAGUUUGAUGGGAAUAAUUUUAUCAAAAUGAGAUGUGACUUCAAAGAGGUUAUUAGUUUUUGCUGUGGUCAUUCUGUUUUUAGUUCAGCAAGAGAGAGAAAAAACAAUGUUUUUUUAAGGGUUCAGAGAUUCUGCUUUGAUAUCGCAAAAGUUUGUAUUAAAUUUUUUGUUAUUGAAUUUUUAUUCAUUAUAUUUAAUUUACAACAAUUGAAUAUCUAUUGGAGAAGAUUAGAGAGGUUUUUAAAUACAAAUUAGUCCUAUAAAAAAAAAGAUCUUUCAGUUCUGGAAGUUAGUUGUAAUUCUACUUUAUAGGGAGAUUUUCUUGAAGAUACUAAUCUGUAUAUAAACUAGACUUUUACAAAAAGUCAGAUUCUUACAACACAAAUAUCUAUAAAGGUUUCAAAAACCCCUGCAGAAAGAAUGGAGUGACCUCUAUACCAAAAAAAAAGAAACUUAAAGUCCUGAACCAAUAGUCUCUUAUAUUAACAACACAAGAGACUUUGUCCCAGAAGAUUCAGCUUGUUCUUUAUGUGCAUAAAACCCACAUAGUAACCAACGGGAGAAGCAGAUUUGAUUCUUCCUUUCCCUUCUUUUUUUUUUUUUUUUGAAAAGAUAGAUUCUUCCUUCCCUAACCGACAAAGAUACUAUUUCCAAGCCCAGAUGAUCUACCACUUAACUGUUGAUGGCCCAAAAAAAAGGUUAAGAAAAGAGAGAGCAGCAUCUCAUAAUCUUCUCAUCUCAGGACACCAAAGAAGAAGAUGGUUGGGGGAUGCAUUCUCUUGGAGGCAAGGUGGGCAUCCAUUGACAAUGAUUUUACCAGGCCAUGAAUUAUCCAAAGUAAGGAUUUUGCCUAAAACACUUCCCACUAAAGAACGAUACAUGGGUUGAAGUUUUCUUCUUCCAAAUAUGUUCUAAAUCCAAAGGCAAGAAGAGGACUGGGAGAAAAGAUUGAGGUAGAAUAAAUUACCAACAUUUUGAAAGACUCCAAACUAGCUUAUUAAGGUAUCAUGAACCCAAAAGGAGAUGUGAAUGCAAGCCAAUAUUAAGGCGGUGAAGUCUUUGAUCUUCCUGUCAAUUAUGGUUACAGAAAAUGAGAGGUGUGGAUAGGGAUGAGGGCUGUGCCAUGUCACAUGGUCAUAAACUGAGGCUCCUUAGUUUUAGCUAGCUGAUAAAAUCUUGGAAACACAAUUCUAAAAGGAACAUUCCCGCACCAAUAGUCUUGCCAAAAGCUUGUGCUAUGGUCAUCACCAAGACACUAACCCAAAAGAAUACCAAGUCCAUUACCUGACUCCAGGACGAACUAAUCUCCAACUAUGAGGCCAUUAAUUUGUUAGUAGGUCAUAAUUACUCUCCUAAUCAGUGGAAGAACUGUUUAUCAAUUGGAUUCUCAGCAAUUCUAUGGUACUUUUCCCAAUUUAAAAAUAUCAAUACCUGCUAGAUUUAGUUAUUUUUUGUCAUCAUCUGGCUAUAGUUUGCUAUUGUUUUGGUACUACCAUUCACGACCAUCACAUCUAAUCAUUUGUUAACAUCAGCUUUUGAUACCAUAUAGAUUGAUUCGAUGCAGUUUUAGUUUCCCCAAACUUUGAAGGUCUAAUGACUAUUAAGUUGCAUUGAGUGAAUCCUCAUUCCUUCUCACUUAAUUCUUAAAUCUGAUUGCUAUAUUAGUUUUAACAUACAUAAUUAGAAUAUUGUUUGUAUUUUAGUCUCACUCUUAACCAUUAUUGACUUUUUUUGGUAAAGUAAGAACUGAAUUCAUCCUAACGCAUAUUAUGAUUUUAAACAUAAAGCAUAUUCUAAUUCUAUAUGUUUUAUUUCAAAAAAAAAAAUUCUAUAUGUUAAGAUAACACAAAAAUUAGAGGUGGGAAUUAAGUCAACCCCAAUAUUAGAGUCUAUCUUGUCUAACAAUUCAUCGAAAUACUCUCUAACCCUCCUCAAGUUUACCUAGCAUGGCAUGAGAUACAAUAAUUCAUGGUGCAAUCAUUUACUUCUCAUCAUCAAUGAUGGUUCAGGAUUAAAUAGACAAAGAUUUAGCUAAUGUUUGGUUGAUGUCCUAUAUCAGGAAGAUACAAGAGAAAACAACAUAAAAUUGAUGAUGUUUGGUGAUUCAAAACAUAAGACUAGAUCCUAGUUAUAGAUUUGGACAAAUUUGUUCCAAGUAAAAUCAUAGGACAAGCAUGCAAAAAAAUUACAUUCUUUUUCCCGAAAUUCUUUUGGCAUAACUCAACUUAGUUGAGGAUAUGAUAUUUGGUUUGAGUGUGAUCUUACUUAGCUCAGCGAACCACCUCGGAUCCAGGCACAACUUAGCUUGAAUUCCAAGCCAUCCUACUUGGGAACAAACUUAAUCUAGGUCAUGCUGUCAAACCAGGCCACAAUUUAGAAUCAUGACUGAGCAUAACCAGAUGAUUCUCACAAUCUUGGGCUUGGCCUGGGCAGGGUCUCAUUGCAUAGACUUAAGCACAACCUAGGUAGGAUGAGGUACAAUAUUGAAUUUGACUCGGGCAUGACUUGGCUCGAGAGGUGACUCAUAGGGACACAGUCUUACACCUACAUAUGAUUUUGGCACAGGUAAGAAUCCUUAACUAAGGCUGGGCAAUUUGGCUCCAGGCACGAUCCAACUAGCGCGUAGUCCAGACUUGGCACCCUUGCAUCACUCGGCCUAAAACACGGUCAUUAGUGCAUUUUUUAGGGCAUCAGAAAAAGAGGGAAUUCUUUUUAGCUUUCCAGAGAUGGUGACUGAUUCCCAUGAAACCUUGCAGCAAAAGAAAUUGCCAAACCAUGCAAUGACUUGGAAUUUUCAAAAGAGGCAAAAAAAAUGGGAGCUCUUGAUUAUCUCUCCCACUUUUGCACUGUCCCCAGCACAAGAAGCAAACGCAAAGCAAUGCAGACAGUGGAGAUCAAAGUCAAAAUGGACUGUGAUGGCUGUGAAAGAAGAGUUAAACAUGCUGUUAACACCAUGAAAGGUGUGAAAUCAGUGGAGGUGAAUCGAAAACAAAGUAGAGUAACAGUGAGCGGAUAUGUAGAUCCAAACAAGGUGCUAAAGAGAAUAAAGAGAACAGGGAAGAGAGCAGAGUUUUGGCCGUACAUUCCUCAACAUCUGGUUCACUAUCCUUAUGUCUCCGGCGUCUACGACAAGAGAGCUCCGGCCGGUUAUGUCCGGAACUCUGCUCAGGCUUUUCCGGCGUCAAACACGGCCGAGGAAAACAUGGUCUCACUCUUCAGUGACGAUAAUGUUAAUGCAUGUUCCAUCAUGUAAUUAACUUAUAAGCACUUACUUGUAUUAAGUGCUUUUUAAUUAGUUUUCAUAGUUAAAAACAGAUUCAUCCUUUCAACGUAAAUUUCUCUCUCCUUAUGAGAGAAAUGUUGUUAUC